GUUUCAAUAGACUCUUCCUUUCAGUCAGAGCACAGGUAAAUUGUAAUAGAUACCUUAGGUACCUAGGUACCUAACCUAAUCUAAGGUAGGUAGGCGCUUUAUGGAACUGUAGGCUAUUUCUUAUCGGCCUCAAGUUCGGCGUUAUCUCUUCCCCUAUAACUUUUGACUUUAGUCACCAAUUAUCACGCCUUCAAGAUCUAAAGCGGCUAUUACCUACCUAAGGUACCUAAGGUAACCAGGGUAGUCUUUUACAACAACGUUUCCUUGCUAGAAAAAUCAUGCAAGUGCCCCGAAACCAUGGCAUCACCAUUCUCGGCCCCAUCUCGCAAAGGUGACGCCUGGUUUUUCGUCGGCCUCACUUCUUCCUUCCCCGACAUCACCGACUCGGGUAGCGCCGUCCUGUCCGAAUCCCGCCCGUGCGCUGGUCAGGACUCGGCAGUCCCCGGAUGCAAGGUCUUCCACGUGCCUGCCGCGGACAGCUCCCAAGCCCGCCAGAUCGAAGGCGACUCGGUAUUUCGUCCCGAGGGCGGACUGCGGGAUCAAGUGCUCGUGUUUAAAUACAAGGGCAAGGUUCACGCUAUCAAUAAUCGAUGUCCUCAUUCAUCGUAUCCCCUAUCCGAGGGCACUCCGUUUGAUAUCGAGGACUUUGGCGUUGCGCUGAGUGCUGGAAUAAGCUGCCCGAAGCACGGCUGGUCUUUUGACCUGUUUUCCGGGCGGGCAGACCGCGCCAACUAUAAGUUGGGCAUAUGGGAAGUUCAGUUGCGUCCCAAUUCCGGUACCCAAGCCGCAGCCGGUGACGAGAAGGAUGAAGAUGAUCAAGAGGUGUGGGUAAGAAGGAAACAGAGAAUGGGAUGACGUGGCACCCCGAAAGACAAUUGCAUAUUGCUAUGUCUCCUUUCCUGUCCUUCUCGCGAGAGACCGAGAUCUCUAUGUGGCUUUCCGAGCUGUGAUUUGAACAUGUAGACCCUCCUGAUACAAUAAGGCCUAUUCAAGAGGGGUUACCUGUCUGCUUUCGGCCUCCGGAUAGUCUGCAAUAUCAUAUCGAGAUUUACCCUUUUCUCCAUUAGCAAAUUGAACGUUUCCUGGUCUUUUUUAGGGGUUAAAGGGAGGGUUCUGUUUCGCGCUUUUAGAUUCCGGUCCGCGUACUAGUGAUCUUGACGACAAUUUACGUCCCGACGGUCGCAUGGCUUCCAAUCUGACAUUUCAAAGCUCUCGAGUGGGAUAAGUUCAAGGAAAAGGUUUAUCUACGCGAAGGGUGAUUUCAAGGAAAAGAUUGAAGCAAUCCGUCUUCAUAUCACAGACAUGUAUGAGAUCAGCCUUGAGUAUAGAAAAGCUGAGCUACUUGAGAAGGUAGGUACCUAAGAAUGGUGAAGAGUUGAAGUAUUUGAAGUAUACGAAAGGUACGUAGGUACAAUACAUU
Daldinia caldariorum is the source of this 1420-nucleotide messenger RNA. RefSeq lists its product as uncharacterized. The record is from RefSeq and is a predicted model, not a curated record. Gene Ontology annotation, molecular function: 2 iron, 2 sulfur cluster binding. The transcript has 2 exons. The coding region runs from base 298 to 855 and encodes 185 amino acids. Lineage: Eukaryota; Fungi; Ascomycota; Sordariomycetes; Xylariales; Hypoxylaceae.